Molecule: messenger RNA, 1658 nt
Organism: Brassica napus (rape)
Lineage: Eukaryota; Viridiplantae; Streptophyta; Magnoliopsida; Brassicales; Brassicaceae
Product: trihelix transcription factor ASIL1-like
Exons: 2
Coding region: 1-681 (226 amino acids)
Cellular component (GO): nucleus
Molecular function (GO): transcription cis-regulatory region binding
Source: RefSeq, a predicted model, not a curated record
AUGAGUUGUUGUACUGCUGCGUCUGCGUUUGUUUCGGACAAAAGGAUUCAUGAAUCCCUCUGUGGCUUGUGGGAAACAAAUAUGUAUCCAAUCACCCAACCAAAGGCAAAACCAGGUAUGACUCCUAUUACAACUGCUAUCCAACUCAACACCUCUUCCUCUUCUUCUUCCUCUGACUGGCUUGUGAAUAUCUCUGCAAAUUUCUUCAAGAGAAGGGCCAGAAAGUCCCGGAUUACCGUCAAAGGAAGUGCAGUACUAGACCGACAAGCUGGUUAUGAGAGAAGAAGUAAGCCUUCUCCGUCGUCUUGGUGCUUCUUCGAGAGGCUCGAUUUCUUGAUCGGUCCCGUCGCGGCGAAGAAAUCCACCGGAGUUGUGAGACCGGCGUUGAAGAAUCCGACGGGAUCUAAAUCGAGUGGGAGCUCUUUGGAGGAGGAGGAUGAUGAUGAUGAGGUGGGAGAUUGGGGGUUUGUGGUGAGGAAGCAUCGGAGAGUGGAGGAUGUGGAUCCGAGUGGAGGCGAAGGGUCGUCGUGUAGGGAGCUGGCGAGAGCGAUUUUGAAGUUGGGAGAGGUGUACGAGAGGAUUGAAGGUGUGAAGCAGAGGAUGAUGGUUGAGUUGGAGAAGCAGAGGAUGGAAGCUGCAAAGGAGCUUGAGUUGCAACGGAUGAACAUGUUGAAACUUUAGGGAAGAAGUUGUAGGGAUUAGAUUUGUGGAGAAGCUAUACUGUGGUAGAGCAAAGGAACACUCGUUGGUUCUGAGAAGCUGAUCGAGAUUGGGGAAAGAAACUCUUGUAGUAAUCUGACUGACAUAUCAACAUGUACUUUUGUCAAGUGUUUAAUGUAUUAUGGUUUCUGUAUCAACGCCUGUGGUCUCAUUUCUCUUUUUUUUUUUUUUUUUAUGAUCUGCAGUUAGUCUUUUUGCGUAAUCAGGUCUCAGAAUUGCCUUAACAGAUUUAACACAAUGCAUAAAGGGGUUCUUUGGAGACAUUCAUAUUGACAUCAUAGAUGUUCUUUCCAUAAUUCACUUUUUGGAACUGAUCAAACCCACCAAGCUAUUGAUGUCUCUAUUUGAGAUUGUGGACAUCAAAUUAAAGAGAAGCAAGACUUGAGAGUAGAUGUAAAAGUCAGUUAAAGAAAAUAUAAAAUAGAUUUCACACUGAUCAAAGAAGAAUUUUCAUAUGAUCGUUAAAACAAAUUAAGUUGAGCAUAUAUCUUUUUUCUGGUCAUUAUUAAUCUAUAGUUUCUAUGAAUUUAUGUGUCUCAGUGAUAUAAGAAAUCGAAAUAUCCAUAUAUAAUAUGUAUAUCCUUUUCUAAAACCCUGCAAGGUUUAUAGCGUUGAUCUGGAUCAUCUGUUCAUUGCUCAUCUCACGUCUAAACAGUUGAUGUUUAGAUUCACAAGAGGGGAAAAGACGACACAUCUUUGACUGGUGCUUGUAAUUUUCAGCGUAAGCAACAUGGUUGUUCAAUUACAGAGAAACAAAGAAGUUUAAUAAAACGUAAAAAAAAAAUAGAGAUAGAGAAAAAACACACCAAGCUAAAACAGAAACAAUACCAGAGGAACAAAGAAGUUUGCUAGAAAAAAAAGAGAGAGUAAAAACAGAGUAAUGAGAAAAACACCAAGCUAAACCAGAAACGAUACCCCAAAUCUUAUUUGAUACGAUA